CUUCCCUGCUCCUUUAAGCGUCCACAGGCGGCGGAGCGGCCACAAUCACAGCUCCGGGCAUUGGGGGAGCCCGAGCCGGCUGCGCCGGGGGAAUCCGUGCGGGCGCCUUGCGUCCCGGUCCCAUCCUCACCGCGCUCCCACACCCCUGAAGUUUUGCAGCGCCCAGAAAGGAGGCGAGGGAGGAGGGAGCGUGAGAGGAGAAGGGCAAAAAGCACACCCUAAAAACAUUUAUUUCAAGGAGGAAAGAAAAAGGGGGGCGCAAAAAUGGCUGGGGCAAUUAUAGAAAACAUGAGCACCAAGAAGCUGUGCAUUGUUGGUGGGAUUCUGCUCGUGUUCCAAAUCAUCGCCUUUCUGGUGGGAGGCUUGAUUGCCCCGGGGCCCACGACGGCAGUGUCCUACAUGUCGGUGAAAUGUGUGGAUGUCCGUAAAAACCAUCACAAGACAAAAUGGCUAAUGCCCUGGGGACCCAACCAAUGCGACAAGAUCCGAGACAUCGAGGAAGCAAUCCCAAGGGAAAUCGAAGCCAAUGACAUUGUGUUUUCGGUCCACAUCCCCCUUCCCUCCAUGGAGAUGAGUCCUUGGUUCCAGUUCAUGCUCUUUAUCCUGCAGCUGGACAUCGCUUUCAAGCUGAACAACCAAAUCAGAGAAAAUGCAGAAGUUUCCAUGGAUGUUUCCCUGGCUUACCGUGAUGAUAUGUUUGCUGAAUGGACUGAAAUGGCCCAUGAGCGAGUGCCCCGGAAACUCAAAUGUACCUUUACAUCCCCCAAGACCCCAGAGUAUGAGGGCCGUUACUAUGAAUGUGAUGUCCUUCCUUUCAUGGAAAUCGGGUCUGUAGCUCAUAAGUACUACCUUCUGAACAUCCGGCUGCCUGUGAAUGAGAAGAAGAAAAUCAACGUUGGGAUUGGGGAAAUAAAGGAUAUUCAGUUGGUGGGAAUCCAUCAAAAUGGAGGCUUCACCAAGGUGUGGUUUGCCAUGAAGACCUUCCUUACACCCAGCAUCUUCAUCAUUAUGGUGUGGUAUUGGAGGAGGAUCACUAUGAUGUCCCGACCCCCAGUGCUUCUAGAAAAAGUCAUCUUUGCCCUUGGGAUUUCCAUGACUUUUAUCAAUAUCCCAGUGGAAUGGUUUUCCAUUGGAUUUGACUGGACCUGGAUGCUACUGUUCGGCGACAUCCGGCAAGGCAUCUUUUACGCGAUGCUCCUCUCCUUCUGGAUCAUCUUCUGUGGCGAGCACAUGAUGGAUCAGCACGAGCGGAAUCACAUAGCAGGGUACUGGAAGCAAGUCGGACCAAUUGCUGUUGGCUCUUUCUGUCUCUUCAUAUUUGACAUGUGUGAGAGAGGGGUACAACUCACAAAUCCCUUCUACAGUAUCUGGACUACAGAUGUUGGGACAGAGCUGGCCAUGGCCUUCAUCAUUGUGGCUGGUAUCUGCCUCUGCCUCUACUUCCUGUUCCUGUGCUUCAUGGUGUUUCAGGUGUUUCGGAACAUCAGUGGGAAGCAGUCCAGCCUGCCGGCCAUGAGCAAAGUCCGGCGGCUGCACUACGAGGGGCUGAUUUUCAGGUUCAAGUUCCUCAUGCUGAUCACCUUGGCCUGCGCCGCUAUGACUGUCAUUUUCUUCAUUGUUAGCCAGGUGACGGAAGGCCAUUGGAAGUGGGGCGGCGUCACAGUCCAGGUGAACAGUGCCUUUUUCACAGGCAUUUAUGGGAUGUGGAACCUGUAUGUCUUUGCUCUGAUGUUCUUGUAUGCGCCAUCCCAUAAGAACUAUGGGGAAGACCAGUCCAAUGGUGAUCUGGGUGUCCACAGUGGGGAGGAACUCCAGCUCACCACCACCAUCACCCAUGUGGACGGACCCACCGAGAUCUACAAGUUGACCCGCAAGGAGGCCCAGGAGUAAGAGGCUGCAGCACCUGGCUGGGAUGGUCCCCACGUCCUGGCCCCUCUAGCUAGAGUGGGGAGCGUGCAGACGAAUGCUCGAGACUCCUCGCUGUGGUUUCCUGGGCCAGCAGCAUAGACGUUUGUUAGUUCGACUUCUGACUGUGCUCUCUGAGGACGAUUCCUGCGGCCACUAAUGCGUUGUGUAUGAUAACAAAACCUCUGAUAUGACACAUUUUCUGUGAUCAUUGUUAAUUAGGGACAUAGUAACAUCUGUAGCAGGUGGUUAGUAAACCUCAUGUGUUGGGGGUGUUCUCUUUGGGGGAUGGUUUGGGCCAGAUGGGGUCUAUAUGGAGUGGAAUAUUUGACUCUUUUUCCUGUUUUAGAUUCUAGGGUAGAUUUUAACAUCUUUGCAGGCCAGGAUAGGCUGGUGUUAUAGUCUUCUCAAACCUAGUCUGUGACCACUUGUUGUUUUUGUUUUUUUUUUUCCUAUUUAUAUCACCAAGUAGCCUAUUGAGUUAAUAUUUAAGUUGUCAAUAGAUAUGUGUCCCUAUUUUUUAUGGCAUAAUAUAAAAUAACUGAACUUCGUGAGAAGGUCUAUUACGCCAGGGGCAUUUCAGCUUUGAAACCAAAUCUGUAUAUCCAAUACUAACCAGUCUGUUGGAUGUGGGUUUUAAAAAAAUGUUUGCUAAACUACCCGAGUAGGAUUUAUUGUAUUAAAUGGCCUUUGGGUCUGAAAAGCUUUUUUAACCUCUUGCUUAAAAUGUGUUUUCUUUUGAUAAGAUGCUUUCAACAGCCUCCAAAAGUGUAGAUCUGAUCGUUUAAAUAAACCUGUAUGUAUAUGC
This is a messenger RNA of Neomonachus schauinslandi (Hawaiian monk seal), 2713 nucleotides long. RefSeq names its product Wnt ligand secretion mediator (gene WLS). Gene Ontology annotation, biological process: Wnt signaling pathway; intracellular protein transport; Wnt protein secretion. Gene Ontology annotation, cellular component: endomembrane system; organelle membrane. The coding region runs from base 265 to 1890 and encodes 541 amino acids. The record is from RefSeq and is a predicted model, not a curated record. Lineage: Eukaryota; Metazoa; Chordata; Mammalia; Carnivora; Phocidae. Gene Ontology annotation, molecular function: Wnt-protein binding. The transcript is spliced from 12 exons.